GAUGGUCUGGCAGGGCUCCUACGGGCUUUGGGGCCAGAACGCGACCUGUCCGGACUAGCAACACUUUAGAACAGGGGGUGUCAGGACUGGAAGAGACCUCAGAACAGGGGGUGUCGGAGCUGGAAGAGUGGAGUCUGACCUCAUUUUACAGAGAGCCUGAUGCUCUAGUGAUUACACUGAGGGAAAAGUAUUCAGAAAAACUAAUUUCAUCUAACCUCUGUGGGAUGUAGAGCAGAGUUUACAGACCAGUGAAUGUAGAAGUUCCUGUCAAGGAAGACCAAGAUUUGUGACCCAACCUCUAGCCAAAGUGAGGUAGACCCUAAAGUUGAUGAUGGCUACAGCUCUUUGCCCUCCAGCAAAGGCUCCUCUGGAGCUAGAGGGACACUUGAUGAUGAAGUUGGAAAAGGACACUUCAUGGGCUUCUGAAUCAACCUUUCAAGGGAAAGACUCUGAUUCUGAGACCUUGCGCAAGAGCUUUAGGCAGUUCCGUUAUGAGGAUGUAUCUGGACCCCAUGAAGCUUUCAGCAGACUCUGGGAACUUUGCUGCCAGUGGCUGAAGCCAGAAGUGCAUUCCAAAGAGCAGAUCCUGGAAUUAUUGGUACUUGAGCAGUUCCUGACCAUUCUGCCCAAGGAGAUUGAGAACUGGGCACGGAAGCAGUGUCCAGAGAGUGCUGAGGAAGCUGUAGCCCUAAUUGCAGAUUUGGAGAAAGAGCCUGGAAGACUGAGGCAGCAGGUUAUGAAUCACGUGCACUUAGAGAAGACAGUGUCCCUUGGAGCAACAUGGGAAGUACCAGGCUUUCAAAUGGAACAAGUAGAGGGCCAGCCUAAGAUGGUAACACAGGAGAAGGCUGGGAACCUACACUUAGGACUUCAGGGACAACUAAACCAUAAAGGGGAGCCCCAACCCUUACAAAAGAAUGCACUACCUCCUUCAUGGAUUCCUCACCUUCCUGAAAAAAGGAAUACUGGAGAUCAGGAAGUGAUGGCUAUGCCACUUCUUACUACUGGGUCCCAGGAAUCUCUGAUAUGUUCGGGAAUAUCCAGAAAUCUCUCCCACAAGAAGUGGGGGCAUCUAAAUCCUGCUCACAAGAACUUCUGCAGGGGUAUCAUGAAGGAGAAUUAUAGGAACAUGGUUUCACUAGGAAUUCCAAUUUCAACAGCUAAGAAGAUGUCCCAGCUGGCUCGAGGGAAAAAGCCAUGGGUCUUAGCAUUCCAGGGCUCCAAUAAGAGACAUGUCCUUCGAGGAAUCCAUACAGGAGAAAAGCGAGGACCUAUCCAGGCACUGGCAAAAAGGAACGGAAAAACCUGGAGAGACCAGCAGCCAUGGACCUUGGAAGAUGAAAAGAUUGCCGGAGUACAUUGGAGCUAUGAAGAAACCAAGACCUUCCUUGCAAUUCUCAGAGAGUCUCGGUUUUAUGAAACACUUCGGGCUUGUCCUCGAAAUAGCCAGGUGUAUGGAGCAGUGGCUGAGUGGUUGCGAGAGUGUGGCUUUCUCCGGACACCAGAGCAAUGUAGGACCAAGUUCAAAAGUCUCCAAAAGAGCUACCGAAAAGUAAGGAAUGGCCACAUGCUGGAACCCUGUGCCUUCUAUGAAGAGAUGGAUGCCCUGUUGAAUCCUGGACCCAAUGCCACAACCACUGACAUCCCAAAAGAGACUGUUUCUCCUCCAGGGCAAGGGGAUGUCACUCCCAAAGCUGAAGAACAGGACAUAUGGGAACAGGAAGAAGCUGCAGAUGAAUCUGAUGGUGAUGAAAUGGGCAUUGAGUUCACCCAAAAGCCUGAGAUCUCUGGGGCUCCAGCCUUGUUCCAAAACCUAAGUGGUGUGCACUGGGGCUAUGAGGAAACUAAGACUUUCCUUGACAUUCUUAGUGAGUCUCGGUUUUAUGAAGCCCUUCAAGCCUGUCAUCGAAAGAGCAAAGUGUACGGGGCAGUGGCAGAGCAGCUUCAAGAAUGUGGCUUCCUUCGGACACCAGAACAAUGCCGGACCAAGUUCAAAAGCCUUCAAAAGAGUUACCGCAAAGUAAGGAGUGGCAGUGUGCUAGAAUCAUGUGCCUUCUAUGAGGAGUUGGAUGCGCUAAUGAAUGCCCAGGCUUCUGCCCCCUCCAUUGAUAACCUGGAAGAAGUAAUGCCUCUGAUUCGAGGAGAAAAUGGUGUUGAGAUUGAACCUCAAGAACAGGGAGGCUGGGAACAUGAGGAGUCCUUACAAGCAGCCAUGGUGGAGGACUGUGACAGCCAAAGAAUUUGUGCCAACGAACUGGUAGAGGAACCUGAGUCCCAAGGCACUCUAACUUUGGGUCAAAACUUAAGCGGUUUUGAGAUGAGUAGUAGGAAUAAGAAAGAUUCAACACAAAUAUAUGAGAAAGUGGACCUACAUUCAACAUUAUCAGGAAAGUCUAAAGAUGGCAUUCCCCAUGAUAUUGAUCCAGGAAAAGACCAGAAGAGGGACUGCAAGUCCAAAAGACAAUGGAGAAAUUGCCUCCCAGGAGAAAGACAAGGGAAAUUCAUUACCCAGCAGAGAGAUUUAGGAAAGGUCAUAGGUCAUCGGAGACCUUUCAUGGGAUGGAGACCUUACAGAUUUUUCAAAUAUGGGAGAAGUUUUCUUCAGAGCUCACAUCUUACGUGUCAGGCAAGUCAUCAGAAAGAAAACCCCUACAAAUGUAAUGUGUGUGGGAAGUGCUUUGGAAGAAGCAGGAGCCUUAUAAGACACCAAAGAAUCCACACAGGAGAGAAACCUUUUAAAUGUCUUGAGUGUGGGAAAAGUUUUAAUGACUCCUCAAACUUUGGUGCUCACCAGAGAAUCCACACAGGAGAGAAACCCUAUAAAUGUAGUGUGUGUGAAAAAUGUUUCAGUCAGAGCUCAAGCCUUGUAAUACAUCAGAGAACUCACACAGGAGAGAAGCCUUAUCAGUGUGGUGAGUGUGGGAAAAGUUUCACCAACAGCUCUCACUUUAGCGCCCAUUGGCGAAUACACACAGGAGAGAAUCCUUACAAAUGUGUGGAUUGUGAAAAAAGUUUUAGUAACUGUACCCGGUUUGGAGAACAUCAGAGAACUCACACAAGAGAAAAACCUUAUGAGUGUUCUCACUGUGGUAAAAGCUUCAGCAAAAGCUCAGCUCUUACUAAACACCAAGGAAUACACUUGAGAGAAAAGCUGCCAUCACAACUUACAUCUGAUUAUACUCUAGAAAACUUAGACAGGGCUGAAGAGUUUGAAAAACUUUUUGACAGAGUUCCCAUCUCCUAAUUAAAUGUCCUUUUGGCUUAAAAGUAAUAAUAAUUUGCAGUCCUUCAUCCUCAUUCAUAAAAUAGUCUGUGACAGUCAUGGCAUCAAUUUUCUAUUUAUUAUAAAACAUAACUCUUAAGACAGCCAGGAAAUGUUAAUAUUCAGGUGGAAGGGGUCAAAUUCCUAUUUCUGCCUCAACUUGAUGAAUCCUCCCCUGAUUCUUCUAUAUAACUUGAUCCCUCCUUUUAAAAAAGAAUGGAGAAAGGGGCAGCUAGGUGGCACAGUGGAUAGAGCACCCUGGAGUCAG
Molecule: messenger RNA, 3530 nt
Organism: Vombatus ursinus (common wombat)
Lineage: Eukaryota; Metazoa; Chordata; Mammalia; Diprotodontia; Vombatidae
Gene: ZKSCAN2
Product: zinc finger with KRAB and SCAN domains 2
Exons: 9
Coding region: 329-3244 (971 amino acids)
Biological process (GO): regulation of transcription by RNA polymerase II
Molecular function (GO): RNA polymerase II cis-regulatory region sequence-specific DNA binding; DNA-binding transcription factor activity, RNA polymerase II-specific
Source: RefSeq, a predicted model, not a curated record